Molecule: messenger RNA, 5424 nt
Organism: Megalops cyprinoides (Indo-Pacific tarpon)
Lineage: Eukaryota; Metazoa; Chordata; Actinopteri; Elopiformes; Megalopidae
Gene: jcada
Product: junctional cadherin 5 associated a
Exons: 4
Coding region: 229-4530 (1433 amino acids)
Biological process (GO): positive regulation of blood vessel endothelial cell proliferation involved in sprouting angiogenesis
Cellular component (GO): ruffle membrane; adherens junction
Source: RefSeq, a predicted model, not a curated record
AGGAAAAGUCAUUCAUCGCAGUUCCUUUCCAGCUACCUCCCUCAGCUAAUAGGCAUGCUCGACAGAAGCCUAUUACAGUGCUCUCAGCGACUGGAGCUGAGCGCAGGGAACUGCGAGACGGCUGCGUUUAGGCAUCUUACAGUGAUGGCCUCCGCGGCGCGGAAGAAGCGCCGAGCGUAGGAAAACCCGGGGAGAGAAGAGAGAGAAAGAGAGAGAGAUAGACGCGCCAUGUACAGUGUGGAGGACCUCCUGAUUUCCCACGGAUACAAAGCGCCCAGAAACGCCCCCUCGUCCCGCGAGCUGCAGCAGCAGCAGCAGCGGCACGCCGACCGGCGGCGCGAUGUGGCCGAGGGGCGGGCCUCCGGUCACGGGACGGCGAACGGGUACGAGACGGACGUGGGGGCCUACGUCUGCGCCCGGCAGGCGGCGGCGGCGGCGGCAGUGCGGAAGGGGUACUCCAGCGACGGCGAGUGCAGGGAGAGAGCCCAGAGGAGGAAGCCCAGCGGCGGUAACCACGGCGACGCGCAGCCCCCUGGAGAUCCGCUCACCAGGGACAGCGGAUUCUACAAUGGGGCCAGGGGAAUGUACACCCAGCCGAGGGGCGAGAGGGACGUGUCCUACUGGCGGAGGCGCGGGCAGGACUUCAGCGUGCUGCUGGAUUACGCUGACUGCAGGGAGCCCAGGGGGAGCGGCUUCGUGAGGCCCCCGGAUGGGGCACGGCGCACUCAGGAGAGACAGUACUGGGAUGAAAGGGAGAGGGACUACUGGAGGGCGACCGGGGAUAGGAGGUGCCAAAGCCUGGGGCCGGAGGGGUGGAGACCGACGGCCUCUCUGGGGCGGCAGCUGUCCGACUGCGAGGGCGAGAGGCGGGGCCAAGAGCAGCGCCACCUCGGCACUCCGGAGGGCCCCGUUGACCCCCGGACCAAGGGGAAGUCCCUGUCCCUGCCCAGGGUGCUGUCGCCAGAGAGCCUACAGUACGUGGACGUGUCCGCAGUCGGGCAGAGCGUGUUCGCCGGUCAGAGGCUCAAUGGCAGCCUCCCUCACGGGCCUCCUGGGAGAUACCAUGGCGAGAGCGGCAGCCGGGGGUGGUGGGGGGAGAACGGCUGGCCGGUCGCCCCUGGCAGUCAUGGCGCACCUUUGCCGAAACCUAGGUUCAGCAGGCCCCUCAAGCCCCCAUCCUACGAGGCCCACCAGCAGACGUGGGGCAGCUCAGAAAUGCUGGCCGGGGAUCACGGGCUCCAGCCACAAGACAGGUCCCCAUACGCCCCCAGGCAGGACUACUUCGCGCACGAGCCUGCAGGGUCCAGCGUGGAGCCCCCGGUGUACAUACCCCCGCCGUCGUACGAGAGACCUCUGCUGCAGAGGGCCCCCCAAAAGAACUAUGCCGACAUGUCAGACUACAGGCUGAAAGGGGUGCCAUUUCAGCAGGUCCCCCGAAGCGUGGAGUCCAGCAAGUGGUUUUCCAGACCGGCGGGGUGCACCUGGACGGAACACCAGAGGGACAGACAUGUACCCCGCAGGAGACCGGCGCAUCCGGGACUCUUGCCGGACGGCCAGGGGUGGGUGCAGUACCUGCCCUUCGACGACCCGCGCGUGAGACACAUCUCGGGAGGCGCCCUGACAGACGCCGACAAAAUCAGACACAUCAGCCAAGAGCUUCCAGAUGCUAAAGUGUUGGAACAUUCUACAGACGACAGUGCCUUUCCCCCUGCAGAGGCACCAUGUGUCGAUACAGAGCCGAGCAAAAGGUCUCUGAAUGAACCUGACGACGGCAAUAGAGGGUACAGCAGUUUGCACAAAGACAGUGACGGCUCCGUAGCCUCUGACCAAAGUGGUAACGUUCCACAGCUUCGGAAGGACCUGCCUCACAUGGUUUCGCAGACUAGACCAACUGGGCAGAGCCCAAAUUCGGGCCAAGGCUUCUCUGAAACCGUGACGCAGGUGAAAAAAAUCGAGCCCAGUAUGGACGGAGACGGGAAGAAGAGCUCAAAGAGGAGACUCAACGAAACCAUAUUCUGCCUGGUGUCCGUACCCCUUCACCUACAGCCAAACGGGGACAGCUUCGACCAGAACAACAACGAGAAACCGCCAGGUGCAGAGGAAACUUCUGCUGGAAGUAACGCCGCCGACCUGCCGAGCCAGCAGCCUCUGAACGCGUCCCUGGCUGAUUUGGAGCUGGAGACGCUCACCAGGGAUGCGACGAAUGGGAGGGACCCGAAAAAGGCCGCGCCCACGACGGUGAGGGAAGAAUUGCAGCCCCUCCGGCUGAACGACCAACAGGAGCUGCACUCCCCUGGGGCCUGGCCUGGGGACCAGUACAGAGACCGGGAGACACAGACAAGCUGCCCCGAGGGAACCAAGGGCACCCCACAGGGCCUACCAGAUCCGCAAGCAUUAGAACAGGGCCGUUCUGCCCCCGACACCACCACAGACAGUGGCGCAGGCGCCGACUGCAGCACCUAUGGAUAUCCCAUCAAGGGGCAAAAGAAGCUGCACCCAUCCAGCAACAGCGCUUUCUCCAGGACGGCAAUCUUCUCCAGCCAGCUUAAGAAGAGCGCAGCUCAGCCGCCGCCCUCGGGAAAACCAGAGGAGGUGGCCUACGUCUCGGCUCGGAGAAGCGAGAGCAGACCGCCGCCCAUUAAUGCUCCAGAGGCUUUCGGGCAGUUCCUGCUGAAGCCGGUUAGCCGACGCCCCUGGGACGCCAUUGAGGAGCUGGAAUCGUUCAACAAGGAGCUCCAGGCCCAGAUCGGCAAGCGUUCCAGCGUGGACCAGUGCAUCGAGGACCUGGACAAGGCCUACCUGGACAUUCUGGAGUUGGGCGCUGCAGUCGGGAACGACGAGAGCCCCAAGACGCGAGAUUCAGACUACAACAGGGAGAGCAGGCAUGCAGCAGAAGAGCCCACCAGAAAGCCUGACAAAGCCCAUUGUGCUUUCGAGGGCUGGGCCGUGGGGGCAGACCCCGACCGCGGGGAGGUGAAGAGCACAUUCUCCAGGCCGCCAGGAAGGACGGUGAGCCUCGGCAAGCAGCCGAAUGAGCCCAGCUUCAGAGACUACAGCCUCCAGUCUCAAAUCCCGCAAGGAUCAGCGGGUGACUACGGGGCCUCGAAGACGGACAUCCCCGUCCUGAAAGAGUCUCUGCUGAGAGAUGUGGGGCUGACAGUGUACACCGAAACACCAGGGGGCACCAGACACCCAAUGCAGGAUGCCUCCACGCUCACCAGCCCCCCCAACUAUGAGGACGUGUGCCACGCUUUACAGCUGUCCCGAGAGAGAGCGGCUCCGGACGAGCACAAAUCAGAAAACGUCGGCACGGCUUCUCACAGCUCGUUUAGGACUUUUGGCCUCAGCACAGCAUCCAGACAGGAAGUUUCCAGCUCUAGAGUAGACACUGAAAGAAAGGUAAAGAAAGAGAACUUGGUAUGCAGACCCAGCGAGGAAACAAGCACAGAUGCUCCUCCUUCCAAAAGUCAAAACAGCAGGUUCUGGAUCAGAGGGGUUCAUAGUGUUGCCAGUGCCGAUGAAGGUAUGAACAGGUCAGCCUCCGAUGAGGAUGACGAGCCUGAUCACUUCGAUUGGAGGAAGCAGCUGCCGUUGGCGGAGAAGGAUUUGGAAGCUCUGCUGAUCAAUGAGAAGGCCAACAGCCUGCCCCCGGAGGACCUGAGCAAUCUGUACGAGGUGAAGUGUGCCGAGGGGAUCCCAGAGAAGGAGUCGAUCGAGGAGAGGGCGGCCAGGAUUCUGGGAAUAGAGGUGCCUCCCGAGUCCCUUGCCGUGGGCGACCAGAAAGCAGGGAGCGAUGGAGGCACAGAGCCUGACGAAGCCAUUGAAAGCGAUCCCGGGAGGACUGAAGAACCUCCAGAGAGUAGCGUUGAAGGAGAGAUAUCGCAAGUGCAAAGCCGGUAUGAAGAAGUGAGUGGGGAGUCCAUAUAUCAGAAUGGACCUGAGCAAGAGGCGGAGGAAGAGGUGAUGGAAUCUGGAGGGGACAGUGGCCUCAGUGGGGUGAUGGAGGGGAACGAUGCGGAGCAGCAGGUAGAGCAAGACCCAGUCCAGCCCGAGGUUCUGCCCGAUGAACCACUUCUGCCUGUGCCCACUACUGCCAACGAGCUCUCCCUGAGCGGUGAUGAAAACGGGCACAACGACCCCCAGGUGGUCGAGGCCCCACAGGACGAGACAGCUGCCUCACCCUGUCAGGUAGAGGUGGAGCACCCCAUCAAGGUAACAGAGGUGGAGCCCGAAUGCCACACAAUACACUUUGGUGCCCAGAGCUUCGACCUAGAGGAGGAAGUCGAGGGGGAAGGCGAGGGAGAGGUGGGGAGGGAUGCCGAGGGUGAGGCGACACCAGAGCGGCAGCCUAGCCCCAUCCACACCCUCUCAUUGGCCGCCCAGCCACCGCCUCGCAACGCCACUGUGGCUAAAAGGGAGAUCACCCUACCCCCUGACUUCAGUGACUCCUCACUAGAGGCGGACCUACUGGACGAGGAGGUCCCGCCCUUUUCAGAUUCCUACGACCCCAGCCGAGUUGAAAGAGUUUAGAAAGAGAUGUCGUCUCCAUUGAGAGACUCAGUUGGGACACUGUGACCUGGCCACCCACUACAGAUGCCUUCAUCUCAUCCCACAGCACAGAAAUGGCCUUUUGCUUUGACGCGAGCAUUGUUUAGGCGGUCACCUCCGCCGUCCUACUGAAAGCGCUGUUCCACUGCCAGCGGGGCGGGGCCCACCAGAGGGGGCGUGGCCAAUCAGGGGAGGGGCAGGAGGGUACAGCUCUCCUCUUUUUCAUCACACCUCGUCUUCCUCUUCCCCCCCCCCACAGCGUUUCACCGACGGACGCUAUGCAACCCUGCACCGCGCGCCUACCUUUCAGACAUCAUUAAUCCCACGCCUAUUCGGUUUUGCCUGGAGGACAGCCAUUGUAAUCUGAAUGUAAAUGAUGGGGUUUUGCAAACAACUGACGCAAGAGUCAAAAGAAUGACACAAACCAUGCGAUUGCAGUCAUCACCCGAGUCACCUGCCCCUGAAGAACACGGUACAGGGGUCUGAAGUGUUGAAGGGGACUUUAAAAUCGUAAUCUGAGGCAUUGUAUAUAUUUUAGACACUUUAAGAGCCAUCAGCCAUUGAACUCAAUAAAAACAGGUAUGCGUUGCACUAUUACCUAUAACGGUAAUAAUCGGACAACUUUCCACAUUUUCAGAAUUAAGCUGUUAUUUGUACAUUUGGAGGGUAGUUCUUUUUGUAGGUGGAAAGUGUCAGGUUGCAUCAGGUAAGGAACACUUUGGUUAUUUUGUCAGUGCAAGACAGAGCAAUAUCAUUCUAUAUUUGUAAGGAUGGGGGAUGGUGCGGAUUGGAGGCAGGAAUUGAUGUUUAAUUUGUCCUUGCUUUAAAUCUCUGCCAGGAGAAACCGUGUGCAUCCUUUUAUUCAAUCAAACCGGC